AUGGAAGGCUCAAUUAAAGGCGGUACUCUCAAAGGAUUGGUGGUCUUAUUGACGAUGCACAACUACCUUGACAUGAAGUUCAUCAACACUUUCUUGUUAACCUAUCGAUCAUUCUGUACACCCUCUGAGCUUUUGGACAGACUAGAGGACAGAUAUAAUCUGAGAGUUCCAGAAGGGCUAUCAGGGGAAGAAUUUGAGCUUUGGGAACAAAAGAAACUUAGGCUAGUUCGGUUGAGAGUGACGAAUGUAUUGAAGAAUUGGUUAGAGCAGUACUACAAUGAAGAUGAUGCCGUAAUUCUCGACCGAUUACUCCUGUUUACCAAGACAACCAUUCAUCAAACACUUUCGUUCUCAGCUGAGCAGCUCGAGAAACUUAUCCAGAAACGCAAGCAAUCACCUACCAAGAAUAGUGAUAUCAAGAGGAUGAUUCGCACAGUCUCUAACCCCCCAGAUCCUAUUUUACCUCGUAACCUAAAAAGAUUCAGACUGAUUGACAUUGAUACACUCGAAAUGGCUCGCCAGAUGACAAUUAUGGAUUUCAAGCUCUAUAAUGACAUUAAACCGGUCGAAUGUCUUGAUAAGGCUUGGUCGCGCGAUCAAGGGGAGCCUAACAAAAGCGUGGCAGUCCACAUACGAGCUUCGAUCGAAUACUGCAACAACGUGACCGCCUAUGUUACUGCUGCAAUUCUGAGCCAAAAGGAUAUAAAGAGACGCUGCAAUUUGAUAAAAUAUUGGGUGCAAGUGGCAGAUCGAUGUAAGCACCUUAACAGCUUUAAUACUUGCAUGGCCAUUCUAUCUGCAUUUGAUAAUAGUGCAGUUGGACGCCUGAAACGUACCUGGGAAAUGGUCGGUACCCGUACACACCAAAUGCUCUCCUCGAUACGAAAGUUGAUGGGUGCAAAUCGAAACUUUAACCAGUACAGAAUCUUGGUUCGAUCAAUUAACCCGCCAUGUAUUCCUUUCCUUGGGAUAUACUUGCAAGACCUGACGUUCAUUGAAGAUGGAAAUCCGACGUAUCUCAAGUCUUCAAAAGAUAUGAUCAAUUUUGCUAAACAGACCAUGAUUGCCGAGGUUGUUCAGGAGAUUCGGCAGUAUCAGCUGGUACCCUACCGGCUCAAACCUGUAGAUGAGAUUCAGGCUUUUAUCCGGGCCAAUUUAAAAAACAGUCGAGAUGAAGAGCAGCUAUAUGAGGAGAGUUUAAGACUUGAACCAAAAGAGCGAGAAGAUGAAAAGAUUACAAGGCUCUUGCAAGAAUCUGGAUUUUUGUAA
Molecule: messenger RNA, 1269 nt
Organism: Phycomyces blakesleeanus NRRL 1555(-)
Lineage: Eukaryota; Fungi; Mucoromycota; Mucoromycetes; Mucorales; Phycomycetaceae
Exons: 2
Coding region: 1-1269 (422 amino acids)
Biological process (GO): positive regulation of GTPase activity; Ras protein signal transduction
Cellular component (GO): plasma membrane
Molecular function (GO): guanyl-nucleotide exchange factor activity
Source: RefSeq, a predicted model, not a curated record